AUGAUAAGAACACAGGCAUGGCUCGACUCACAUGGUCUUAAACUUGCAGCAGAGAAAACCGAGCUAAUACUCCUAACUAAGAAGCAUAUUCCCUUAGAAGUGAGCAUGAAACUGACCGGCAUUACAUUAAAGACACAAAGAGUAAUAAAGUACUUAGGUGUAAGGCUAGACCCCAGGCUAACGUAUUGGGCACAAAUGCAGCACGCAGCCGCAAAAGCAGCAAAGGCAACGGCUUAUCUAAGCAGAUUAAUGGCCAAUAUUGGUGGACCGACCCAAAGUAAAAGAAAACUUCUAAUGUCCACAACCUUGAAUAUUUUGCUAUACGGAGCGGAGAUCUGGGCUGACACCCUACAGAAAAAUAACCGUUGCAAGAUACUCUCCAGAGCCCAUCGCACUGCAGCUUUAAGAGUAGCCUCUGCGUACCGUACAGUGUCCGGCGAGGCAAUACUCGUGAUAAGCGGAACGGUUCCCAUUGAUCUACUAGCAGCCGAGCGCAAGAAAAUGUGGGAGCUUAAGGCGCAAACGAAACCAAGUGACAUCGAAAGGGAAAGA
Molecule: messenger RNA, 552 nt
Organism: Rhagoletis pomonella (apple maggot)
Lineage: Eukaryota; Metazoa; Arthropoda; Insecta; Diptera; Tephritidae
Exons: 1
Source: RefSeq, a predicted model, not a curated record